AUGAAUAUCAUAGAAGAUGGAGGCAAAAAUCCUUUGUUAAUAGAAAAGCACGAAAAGUAUUUUCGCUUGUGUAUGCAAUCGUUGCCAUCAAAGGCACAAUCCGAAGAUUCAAAUCGAUUAUCGUUGAUAUAUUUUUGUUUACACGGAUUGGGUAUACUAGGUAAAUUGAACUUGACUGACGAUGAAAAGAAAGCAUAUGCGACACAUGUAUAUGCACAUCAGAUAAUAGAUCCAUCAGGGCAGUUUGAGUCGUUCAGAUCAAGCCAAACAUUUCAAUUGGCUGUUGAAAAAGGGAAUUAUGACUUACCCAAUUUAUCGGCUACCUUCUUUGCAUUGAUCAACUUAUUAGCAUUGGAAUCGGACUAUUCGGCGAAGUUAGAUAGGCACAAAAUAAUGAAUUUUGUAAGCAAAUGUCAGGUUACAGAAGGACCUAAUAAAGGAGCAUUUAAACCUGUCCUAGAUAAGGACGGUUAUCCGUUUGGUGAAGUUGACUUGAGGCACUGCUAUAUUGCGGCCAGUAUUAGGAAAUUAUGUAAAUACGAUGAAUUACCAGUUUGUGAUAGGAUAAAUGACUUCAAUGAACAAGACUUAGCUAGUUUUGUCCUAGAGCGGGUUAACUUUAAUGGAGGCUUAAGUUCGAACAAAUUCACAGAGUCCCAUUCGGGUUUGACCUUUUGCGGUAUUGCUACUUUACGAUUAUUGGAGUAUGACUUCACCAAGAAUAUACAGUGGGUUGAAACGACCAAGAAAUGGCUAGUUCAUAGACAGAUAGACUACUCAUCUCCAGUGUAUAAGGGUCAAUCCUAUUCUUACUGGAUGGAGGAAGAUAAUGGAAGUUUCAAUGGGAGGGAAAAUAAAUUUGGUGAUACUUGUUACUCCUGGUGGUGCUCAGCCAGUUUAAAAGUAUUGGAUCCAAAUGGGCUACAACUAAUUAAUAUGGAAAAGGCGAUUGGGUAUUUACUACGUAAAACUCAGAGUCCACUAUUGGGUGGUUUUGGUAAGGAUAGUGAAUCAUUCCCUGACCCUUUUCAUUCAUUCCUUGGAUUAUCUUGUUUAUCGUUAUAUAAAUCCUGCGAAAAGUACAACUACGAGGGAGAAGAAAAUCUACAAGAGAUGGACGAAACAUUAGUUAUCACGAAAAAGCUGAGAGAAUUCCUUAACUCUCAUAUCCAAUUCUAA
Messenger RNA from Debaryomyces hansenii CBS767, 1179 nucleotides. It is a transcript of the gene CDC43, whose product is annotated as protein geranylgeranyltransferase type I subunit. Gene Ontology annotation, molecular function: CAAX-protein geranylgeranyltransferase activity. The record is from RefSeq and is a predicted model, not a curated record. Gene Ontology annotation, cellular component: CAAX-protein geranylgeranyltransferase complex. NCBI's taxonomy places the organism in Eukaryota, Fungi, Ascomycota, Pichiomycetes, Serinales, Debaryomycetaceae. The transcript has a single exon. Gene Ontology annotation, biological process: protein geranylgeranylation. The coding region runs from base 1 to 1179 and encodes 392 amino acids.